AUGACAAAACCAGAAAAUAUCGGUAUCCACGGAAUUGAAGUUUACUUCCCAAGUACUUAUGUCGCACAAGAAGAUUUAGAAAAAUUCGAUGGUGUCAGCCAAGGUAAAUACACAUUAGGUCUCGGUCAAACUAAUAUGGCAUUCUGUGGUGACAGAGAAGAUAUCUACUCGCUCUCAUUAAAUGCAGUCAAUAAUUUAAUGGAUAAAUUCAAUGUUGAUCCAAACUCAAUUGGUCGUCUUGAAGUCGGUACUGAAACUGUUAUUGAUAAAUCCAAAUCAGUUAAAACCGUUUUAAUGGAUCUCUUUGCCAAACAUGGAAAUACUUCAAUCGAUGGUAUUGACACUAUUAACGCUUGCUAUGGUGGUACAUCUGCACUCCAUAAUGCACUCCAAUGGAUGGAAUCCUCCUAUUGGGAUGGCCGUAAUGCUAUUGUUGUCGCUGGUGAUAUCGCAGUCUAUGAAAAAGGUCCAGCUCGUCCAACUGGUGGUGCAGGUGUUGUUGCAAUGUUAAUUGGUCCAAAUGCACCAAUCACCUUUGAAUCUGGUCUUCGUGGUGUCCAUAUGGAAAAUGUCUACGAUUUCUAUAAACCAGAUAUGGAUUCCGAAUAUCCACGUGUCGAUGGUAAACUCUCAAUCUCUUGCUAUUUCAGAGCUAUCGAUAAUUGUUACAAUCGUUAUGCCAAAGCCUUUGAAAAGAAAUAUGGUAAAUCUUUCUCACUCGAUCAAGUUGAUUUUGCUCUUUUCCAUUCACCAUACAAUAAAUUGGUUCAAAAAUCAUUUGGUAGAAUGUUAUAUAAUGACUUUUUAAAUAAUCCAAAUGAUUCAAGAUAUGCAUCAUUGGAAGCUUAUAAGAAUGUUAAACCAGAAGAUACUUAUUUCGAUAGUGUACUUGAAAAAGCAUUGUCAGCAAUCACCAAGAAUGAUUAUGCUACCAAGGUUGCACCAACCACUUUAUUAGCCAAACAAUUGGGUAAUACUUAUUGUGGUUCAACCUAUUCUGGACUUUUAUCAUUACUUGAUGAAAAAUCAAAUGAUUUAGUUGGUAAGAGAGUAUUAACCUUUUCAUAUGGUUCUGGUUUGGCUGCAUCUGCAUUCUCAUUCAAAGUUGAAAAACCAAUUAAUCAUAUCGUUGAAAAAGUUGAUUUAAAGAAUCGUUUAGCUAAAAGAGUUCGUGUUGAACCAGAGAUUUUCACAGAGAAAUUAUCACUUCGUGAAACUAGACAUAAUCUUAAAAAUUAUGUACCAUCUGAUGAAACUACAAAUAUGUUCCCAGGUUCUUUCUAUUUAUCUUCUGUCGAUAAUGCUGGUAUUAGAAAAUAUGAUCGUACUUAUUCAACCUCUGCUGUACUUGGUGCAUUUCAAAGAAGACAACAAAUCUCUCAAUCAACAAUCAAAUCUUUAAAUUUAUUUAGAGCUACUAAAUCAGUUUUAUCAAUUUUAAAAAAAUAA
Dictyostelium discoideum AX4 is the source of this 1449-nucleotide messenger RNA. RefSeq names its product hydroxymethylglutaryl-CoA synthase (gene hgsA). Gene Ontology annotation, biological process: isoprenoid biosynthetic process; acetyl-CoA metabolic process. The transcript is spliced from 2 exons. The coding region runs from base 1 to 1449 and encodes 482 amino acids. Gene Ontology annotation, molecular function: hydroxymethylglutaryl-CoA synthase activity; acyltransferase activity. Lineage: Eukaryota; Evosea; Eumycetozoa; Dictyosteliales; Dictyosteliaceae. The record is from RefSeq and is a predicted model, not a curated record.